AAGAUCGUGCGAUGUACGAUUAGGUUAUGUUUUUUUUGUUUACAUGUUCUUUUUAAAUAAUUUUUCUUUAAUUUAUCCGAACAAUAAUGAGUUAAAUAUCAAAUAAAAUAAUUCACAAAAAACAUAAAAUGUCCGAGACACAAGCGCUACAAGAAGAAGAACGCGAAGUGCUGUCUUCAAUUUACGAAGGCGACGAAUGUUUUAAGCAAAUCGAUUCUAAAACUUUUCAAUACAAGUAUGGUAUAAGUGAAACCCCAAAAACUUUCCUACUAGAACUAAAAUGGGGCGAAUCCUAUCCAGAACAAUCACCUGAAAUAAGCAUGGACGUGUUUUACAACAAACACAUUCAUACAUCAUUAAAAACCAAAAUAUGUGAUCUUGUUAGAACCGAAUCCGAACAAUAUUUGGGCAUGUCCAUGACUUAUUCAUUGUUCGAGUUUGUGAAGGAAAAAUUUGAAGAGCUAAUCGAAGAACAACCUGAAAAUGUUGAAAUGGAUAAAUUGCGUAUAACCGAGGAUAAUCAGGACAAUGAGGAAGUUGCUCAGGUUAAAAAGGAAAAAAAGGAACAGUUGACUAAGGCGCAGAAAAGACGACAAUGGAAUAAGUUGGAUUCGAAAGGUGAAAAACCUAGAGGCUGGAAUUGGAUUGAUAUUGUUAAACAUUUAUCACAGACUGGUUCUAAAGAGGAUAAUCUAGUGACUUCAUGAUUAUGUUUAUUUGUAUAUAUAAUAAAAUAAUUUUUAUGCAAAAGA
This is a messenger RNA of Ceutorhynchus assimilis (cabbage seed weevil), 752 nucleotides long. Lineage: Eukaryota; Metazoa; Arthropoda; Insecta; Coleoptera; Curculionidae. The record is from the annotation of a GenBank genome assembly.